Molecule: messenger RNA, 835 nt
Organism: Styela clava
Lineage: Eukaryota; Metazoa; Chordata; Ascidiacea; Stolidobranchia; Styelidae
Product: ependymin-1-like
Biological process (GO): cell-matrix adhesion
Cellular component (GO): extracellular region; lysosome
Molecular function (GO): calcium ion binding
Source: RefSeq, a predicted model, not a curated record
GCUUAGUCUUAUAUAUAUGCUAAUCGUUGAAAUUGUCAGCAUACAAAACAACAAUGUUCAAGUUUGUUUUAUUGUUUGUCGUAUCCAGCGUUGUUGUGUUUGCUCAGGAACGAGCUUGCGUUGCUCCAAAGCAGUUUGAAUCGAGACUAUAUCAGUAUGAUCAUUACACCAAUUUCUAUCGCAAAGGACGUAUGAUCUAUGAUGCAGUAGGAGAACGGGUUAGAUUCAUAGAGGAAACUGCAGAAAAUCAAACAAGACCAUCAGAAGAUGUUUUGAUACUCUUCCGUGAGCGAAAGGAAUACACUGUCGACUUGAAAACAGAUAAAUGUGUGACGUCAUCCCCCAAAAUGGAUUUCCGCCCAAUCGGUGUAGAACAUGGAUACAAGCAUGCUGAAGAUUUGAUAAUUGGAUCGAUCCCCGAAGAAGGAGUUGAGAUAUCAGUCUGGUACAUGACAGAAAACUCGACAGAUGUUCAAGGAACUUUCAUUUCUGAAUUCACUCGUCAUGACUGCAUUCCAUUUUAUCACGAAUUUGAAGGGAUGAUGCAUGGAGAAAAAAUGCAUUAUCAUAGAACAUAUUAUGACGUCACCUUAAGAGAAAUCAAGCCUGAAGAUUUUAAUGUACCGAAGGAAUGCUCUCCUCAUUUUGAUACAACGUUGCUGUAGUUGUAUUAGCUAUUCAUCUUUUCAAAUGAAUAGCAAUUUUAAUGAUUUUUUCUUCAAUAUAAACUUAAUCAGAAAAAAGCCUAAUCUUUGCAUUUAUUCUGUCUUUAUUCAAUUCAAAAAUAAAGUCUGAAGCAUCUUUACUGUAAUUUGGUUAUAGUAUUGCCGGAAUA